Molecule: messenger RNA, 1176 nt
Organism: Fraxinus pennsylvanica
Lineage: Eukaryota; Viridiplantae; Streptophyta; Magnoliopsida; Lamiales; Oleaceae
Source: the annotation of a GenBank genome assembly
AUGCCCAUUACAAGAGUUGUUGCUGAUGCACUUGGUGUGGUGACAAUUUGUCUUGUUGCUGUUCUGGUCCUUCUGGGUCUGUUUUGCACUGUGUAUGUACUUUACUUCCGCAAUCAGAUACGUAGUCAAGGUCUUAUUCGGUUCAAUUAUUUUAGUGGUCCUUGGAUUAUCAGAAUUGCAUUAAUCUCUUUCACAAUCUGGUGGGGUGUUUGGGAGAUUAUUAGGCUGAAUCUGUUGAGACAUGAAGGAAGAAUCUUGGGUGCCCUCAACUCAAAAUGGCAGGAAACUGUUUGCAAAUGCUACAUCAUUUCAAACCUGGGGUUUGCAGAGCCAUGCCUUCUUCUCACCCUUGUAUUUCUACUUCAUGCAUCAUUACAGAGGUCUGGGACAUUAAGCAGAAAGUGGAAUGCAAGAACAGCCGGUUGUGUUAUUCUUUAUUGUCUCCCAAUGUUCAUUCUUCAGCUCAUAGUUAUAUUAAUUGAGCCGAAGUAUAGCAAGAACAGUUCCAUGAACAAACUGCCUCCAUAUUUCUUCAAAACUGCUUCCAAGACAAAUGACAAUGCUACCCUCUGCACUUACCCUCUGUCGAGCACUAUCAUACUUGGUCUUUUUGGUACUGUACUUAUCACAUACUUGUUCUGGGUUGGGAGGCGAAUUCUUCAUUUGGUCAUCAAUAAGGGUUUGCAGAAGCGAGUGUACACGUUAGUCUUUUCUAUUUCUGUUCUUUUUCUCUUAAGAGUACUUCUUCUCGGUCUAUCGGUUCUAUCUGAGCCAGAAAAUCUUUUGUUUGAUGCCAUUGCAUUUUUGGCUUUUCUCUCUCUUCUAUCUUGUGCUGGAGUUGGAAUCUGUGUACUGGUGUACCUUCCAGUUGUGGAUUCUUUAGCUGUGAGGAGUUUUCAAACUGAUGCAGAGGCUAGAUGUAACGAUGAGUACAAUGAUUCCAUUUCACUAAUUCCUCCUACUGAUAGACCUCGUGAAGAAAGUUCACUAAUUCCUCCUACCGAUAGACCUCGUGAAGAAAGUUCAAUAAUUAGUCCCGGGAGAAACUCGGUUGAUUCUCCAAACCGUAGAUCAAUUUCUUUUCGCACAAUGGAAAAGGAUGAAACUUCCAGAGCUUUUGUGGAACUGAGUGUCUACACUCCCAGUCAGCAUUCAACCCCUCCUGAGUUUGGCUAG